Molecule: messenger RNA, 1284 nt
Organism: Wyeomyia smithii (pitcher-plant mosquito)
Lineage: Eukaryota; Metazoa; Arthropoda; Insecta; Diptera; Culicidae
Exons: 4
Coding region: 357-1139 (260 amino acids)
Cellular component (GO): chitin-based extracellular matrix
Molecular function (GO): structural constituent of chitin-based larval cuticle
Source: RefSeq, a predicted model, not a curated record
AAUAUUCCGAUAAUUGUGAUCAUUUCUGCGCCGGAGAUAGGGAAAUUCCAGUCGCACCUCUAUCGUCGUGUCGUGAUGCUGCGUCUUACUUCAGGCCACGUGGCAAAUUUCGCCUCGUCAGAGUCCAAUGAAUUAGAUUGUCAAUGUGAAAGCGGCCUGUUGAUUGUCGCUAAAUUACGAGCCAUUCAACGAUAAAAAUCGUCGUUCAACCGAUCGCUAUCCCGCGGACACUGUAAAACGGUCUCCGAAAGUGCUACAGCGCUAAUCAAUUCAGCACACCGCACGCUGGCUUUAGUCGCCGAAAAUGGCAAUAAAAAGUCGUUCAUAAGUACCAACAAAGCAUAUGACGGAAGGGAAUGACCCCGAAAGAACCUGUUCCCAGCCAGCUGCUAGCGAUUUGCGCGUGUGCGAUCGUGGGGAUCACACUGGCCGGAAAAAUCCAGAUCCCGGCUAAGAUUCGAAACGAUGACCUGUUCUCGGAGGACGAAUUCACUUUCCCGGUCGAGGACACCAAGGACCCGACCAACUUCACUGGCAAUGUGAUGAAGGCCAGCAUCCUGAUGUCGGAGGUCAAAAAUAAGGGCAAGGGAGAGUUUAAGUAUGCAGUUGAAACAGAGAAUGGAAUUGAAGUGGAACAGAUCGGAAAGCUUCGCAGCGAUAAUAAAACCUUUGUGGUUAUGGGUUCCUACACAUACACCGGCGCGAACGGCAAGCGUUAUCGCGUGCGUUACACCGCAGACGAGCUUGGCUAUCAUCCGAUCACCGAACUCGAUCUGGAACUUCCAGAACCCGGACAGGCCCCGCCAGUCCGACAGCCAGUAAAACCCUUCACCUUCGCACCACGAACAACGACGACGAGGACGACAACCACCACUACUACCACUACUACUACUACUACAACGCCCAAACCGGUCCUGCGGGAACCCUACCGCGGACAUACCUAUCUGCCUCCACCCAAUGCUUAUUUACCUCCGCCUAAUGAAUAUCUACCUCCGUCCGAUGAUUAUUUGCCACCGCACGAAGUCAGUUCCAGUCAUGAAUUCUCGAAUCAACUACCGAUGGAUCAGUUGCCGCCGUUCUACAGUCCGCAGCAAAGUGCGCCGCAACAGAAUCUACUCUGGGAUGAGUCCUACAACUGAAUCAGCAAACCCGAUCGAUGUUUUGCUAGCUUAUUUUUGCUUAUUCUAAAUUAGCUUACUCUGUACAUAUUACGCUUGAUGUCAGCUAGGAUUAGGUUAUUUAUAAACAAAUAAAGUGAAGGCCAGUAGGUGCUUAGUAACUGUA